AUGGGUGAGGCAGUUGAAUUGGCCGAGCAGCUGCUGAACCCGCGCUGCAUGCUCAAUGUCGACGGACUGCUGGAUGCCUUAAUAGCUUUCGUACAGGACUGCAAUUAUCCGCUGCUGAGGCGCACCAAAAACAUCGACAACUUCGUCUCCCGCUACAAUGAGGCUGUCCAACGUAUCACGGAGCUUCGCUUGAAAGGCUCGGACUUUCAGCUGAUCAAAGUGAUUGGACGAGGCGCUUACGGUGAGGUACAGCUGGUGCGCCACAAUACAACACGAAACGUUUAUGCGAUGAAAUUGCUCAACAAAAAUGAAAUGGUGAGGCGUGCCGACUCGGCAUUCUUCUGGGAAGAACGUGAUAUCAUGGCGCAUGCAAAUUCCGAAUGGAUUGUCCGUUUGCAUUAUGCAUUUCAGGAUGCACGCUUCUUAUACAUGGUCAUGGAAUACAUGCCCGGUGGUGAUUUGGUAAAUUUGAUGACAUCAUAUGAUGUAUCGGAAAAAUGGGCUCGUUUUUAUGCGGCUGAAUUGGUGAUGGCGUUGGAUACACUGCAUGGGAUGGGCUAUAUCCAUCGUGAUGUGAAGCCGGACAAUAUGCUGAUAAGCAAAUCAGGGCAUGUCAAGCUGGCUGACUUUGGUACAUGCCUACGCAUGGGUCCGGAUGGCUUUGUGAAGUGCAUGACAGCAGUUGGAACCCCAGAUUACAUCAGCCCUGAAGUACUGGAAAUGCAAGGCACUGAAGGAGUGUAUGGACGUGAAGUUGAUUGGUGGGCUGUGGGUAUAUUCGUGUAUGAGAUGUUGGUGGCUGUGCCGCCAGUGAUUCCGGAACUGAAGAGUGACGAUGACGCAUCGCAUUUCGAUGAUAUCGAAGCGAAGGAGCCUGAUCCGGCUGAAUUCUUUCAAAUCCCGAAAUCUUUUGCUGGCACCCAACUUCCUUUUGUUGGCUUUACGUAUUCGAACGAAACUGGGCCUAUAGCCAGUAUACAAAAGAUGCUAGAUGCGGCGACAUUGUCAGACGGCGGUGCCGUGCAAGUUCAGGCUGCUUUGUGUCAGCUGAAUCAUAUUUCGGAAUCGGAACUUGAGUUGAACGAGAAAUGCCGGCACCAUGCGGAAGCGGAGGAACGUGCCAGGAAGCAACAGAACGAGUUACAUACGAAAUUAAAUGCACAAACAGAAAUUGCCCGCGAAUUAGAUGAACGGCUGCAAAAGAAUGUUGAAGAGGAAGCUGCGCUACAGCAGCAAAUCGAGCAGCUCUGCGCCCAGAAUGUCCAGGAACGCGAGAAUGUGCGACGAGCACAACAGCGCCUCACUGAGCAAAAUGAAAAAACAGAGGAAUUGCGUGCCGAGUUGGCAGCGUUCCGUGAAAGGGAGAUGGCGCUGAAAUGCCAAAUCGGAAAGCUCAGCGAAAGUAUAAUGGCAAGGGAGGAGAAUUUCUCGGAUGAGAAUCGGACAAAUGAUGAAAUCAGGCGGAACAACAUUCGCCUCGUAAACGAACUUCAGGCCGCCCACAAAAAGAUUGAGCAACUCGCCUCAGAUUUCGAGCAGGAAACGAGCAGGAGGAUAUCUGCGCAGCAUGAAGUGGACUGUAUUGCUGAUCAGUUGGCCAAUUUGCAAAAUUCGCUACAGUACCAAGAAAAUGAGUUGAAGCGUGCACGCGAUGAAAAACGGCGUUUGGAGCUGCAGUUGCAAAGUUUGUCGUCAUCUAAUCGUCUCUUACAAAGGCAACUGGAAGAUGUUCGAGAGCAAUUUGACACAGAAUCUUCAUUUGUGAACAUCUACAAAACAGAAAUGAAUGCACUGAAUGAGGAGUUGGUGGAGAAGACUCGGCGUUUGGAACAGCUGGAGGAACAUCAAAGACGAGAGGAGGAACGAACUCGGGACAUACUCGCGCAGCUUGAAAGUGAACGCUUGGCCCGACGUAUUGCCGAAGAAAAUUUAUCUACAACCGACAAAGAGAAGACGAUGUUGAAUGUUGAGGUGCGACAGCUCGUACAGCGUCAUGAGAAAGACCUGGCAGCAAAAGAUGCUGCUUUGCAAGUCAUGUCACAACGGAACAUCUACAAAACAGAAAUGAAUGCACUGAAUGAGGAGUUGGUGGAGAAAACGCGACGCUUGGAACAACUGGAGGAACAUCAAAGAAGAGAGGAGGAACGAACUCGGGACAUACUCGCGCAGCUUGAAAGUGAACGCUUGGCACGACGCAUUGCCGAAGAAAAUUUAUCUACAACGGACAAAGAGAAGACGAUGUUGAAUGUUGAGGUGCGACAGCUCGUACAGCGUCAUGAGAAAGAUCUGGCAGCAAAAGAUGCUGCUUUGCAAGUCAUGUCGCAACGGGAAGAAGAGCUGCAGAAAUCGCUGCAAGCUGCCCAGACUGAAUUGCAUGCCCUAUCGGAACGAGAUUUGCUAUUUUCACCGGAACAGUGCAUUCGCGAACUGAAAAAUCAGCUGGAGCACGAGAAAGUGAUGAAAAUAACGGUAAGUUUUUUAUUCCUGACAAAUUACAGUUGUAUGUAGAA
Messenger RNA from Gongylonema pulchrum, 2510 nucleotides. The record is from the annotation of a GenBank genome assembly. NCBI's taxonomy places the organism in Eukaryota, Metazoa, Nematoda, Chromadorea, Rhabditida, Gongylonematidae.